Messenger RNA from Peromyscus californicus insignis, 4588 nucleotides. Its product is annotated as non-histone chromosomal protein HMG-17-like. Gene Ontology annotation, biological process: chromatin organization. Gene Ontology annotation, cellular component: nucleus; chromatin. Gene Ontology annotation, molecular function: nucleosomal DNA binding. Bases 2507 to 2626 code for a protein of 39 amino acids. The transcript has a single exon. The record is from RefSeq and is a predicted model, not a curated record. Lineage: Eukaryota; Metazoa; Chordata; Mammalia; Rodentia; Cricetidae.
AAUGCCGUUGCUUGGAUGUGGACUGCACUGUUUUGGAAGGUAUCUGAUUCUGUGACUACGGGCAGGCUCCAUAGCACAGCUGAGUCUGGCAUCUAAAACUCUGGGCUUAUGCAGCAAUGCAAGCACAAGUGAGUGUAAUUCAGUUAGAGUGUGGUCUCCUCUUAGUCUAAGACCCCGUAGGAGAGGGUAUGAUCCCGUGUGAGUGUAAUUCAGUUAGAGUGUGGUCUCCUCUUAGUCUAAGACCCCGUAGGAAAGGGUACGAUCUUGUUUGUCCGGAACCAGCUUUAAGGACUAAGGGGGAAGUCCUGCUAAACUGUGUCAGGAAGUAAAACACCAUCUUUCUAGAAAUCUAUCUUAACAAAUUAUGGUGAUGUCUUACAAGAGCCUCAGAGACUGCCCCGCUGUCUAAGCAGCUGUGUUGUAGAGUGUAGGACUUAGCUUGAAGACGCUUUAUAGCUAUCUAAGGCAACCAUCAGAGAACCACUUUCAGAACUGUCAGCGGGCGAAACUUUCUGUAACUGCAUAGCUGUGCAGAUUGAGUGCUCAAAGAAUUAUUAUUCCCAUUUAAGAAUAGUUGAAUAAAUCUGGAGAUAUAGUUUAGUGUUACAAUGUUUGUUUAAUAUGUGCAGAGGUAGCUUAGCAUUAGGCUGUAGGUUCAAUCCCUAGCGAGGGAGGGAAAGGUAGGUAUAUAGUUAGAAAUGCAAAUGCACAUUCUCACAAUCCAAAUCACUACUUUCAUAACCAAAUUAAAAAUCUAAAGAAUUUGCUUUUUUUUAAUUAAAAAUUUUUUAUUUACUUAGUAUGAGUAUGGAAGUAAGAGGAUAAACUACAAGAGUUAGUGAUUCUUUUCCUCAACCAUGUGGGUCAUGGGGAUUGAACUUAACUUGUCAGGCUUGGUAGCAAGUGCUUUACCCACUAUAUCAUUCUCUCUCUCUCUCUCUUUCUCUCUCUUUCUGAGAUAGAGUUUCUCUGUGUAGCCCUGGCUAUCCUGGAACUCACUCUGUAGACCAGGCUAGCCUGAAACUCAAAGAUCCGCCUGCCUCUGUCUCCUGAGUGGUGGAAUUAAAGGUGUGUGUCACCACCACCCAGCUUCCACUAAGUCAUCUUGCAGGACUCAAUUUGCUACUUUUAAAAACACAGUAAUUAUUGAAACAGGUAGGGAAUAAAGCUAAUAUAAGGCAGAUACUGCUAAUUUUCUUAAUAUUUAUUUUAUGAAUAUGAGUGUUUUGCCUGCAUAUAUGUGCAUAUCCAGUGCCUGCAGAGGUCAGAAGAGGACAUCAAGAUCUCUUGGAACUAGAGUUACACUAGGUUAUAAACUAACAUGUGGGUGCUGGGAACUGAACCCAAGCCCUUUGCAAGAGCAGCAAGUACCCUUAACUACUGAGCCCUGAUCUACCACCUAUUUCUCACUAACAUCUACGAUUUCUGCAUAGAUAUUAAAAUAUUCUAAAACAACAGCAACAACAACCAGCCAGCUUUGGUGGAGUACACCUAUAAUCCCAGUACUUGCGACACUGAGGAAGAAGAUUGUGUGUUUGAGGCCAGACUAGGCCUUAUGUAUAAUGAAAUCUUGUUUCAAAAAAGAAGAAAAGAAAAGAAAGUCGUGUAAAUUAUUCUGUGGAGUAGGAUACUAUAUGACUGAUUUAUUUCUUACCUAAAACACUUGGGGAACAAAAGUUCUAUUCCCACACAGAAGUGACUCAGAUAAUAAUGAGAUAUUAUUCCAUAAGACAAUCAAUUAUCCAAACUCAGGAGGUAAAGGCAGGGGGAUCAUGAGUUCAAGGUCAUACCAAGACCCUAUCUCAAAAAAAAAAAAAGUUUUCAGAUCAUACGAUUCCAUUUGGACAACAAUAUUGAAGCAAAACAGUGCAUAGAAAAAAAAAAGAUCAGGAAGACAUACUUUUUGUUUGUAUGUUUCCAGACAAGGUUUUUCUGUGUAGCUUUAGCUGUCCUGGAACUUGAUCAGUGGACUAGGCUGGCCUUGAACUCAGAGAUCUGCCUCCUGAGUGCUGGGAUUAAAGGAGUGUGCCACCACCACCCUGCUGAAAGACAUACUUUCAAAACAACAUUCUAUCUCUAAGUGGUAGAAUCAUACACCACUUAUAUCCUUCUGGUACUUACAUGUAUUAUCUGAGUUUUCUAUAUAACAAACAUGAACUUCUUUUGCCAUAGGAAAAUAUAAAAGCUAAAACUUUAAACUGGGCAUGGUAGUUUGUGUCUGAUAUCUCAGCGACAUGGUAGGCUAAGGCAGAGGAAUGGCCAUUCAAAUUUAGCUUGGGCAACCAAGGGAGAACCUGUCUCAAAACAAAACAAAACAAGCCAUUAAAAAUGGUAAAAAUAUGCCAGGCGGUGGUGGGCACACCUUUAAUCCCAGCACUCAUGAGGCAGAGGCAGGCGGAUCUCUGUGAGGUCUACAGAGCUACUUCCAGGACAACCAAGGGUACACAAAAAACCCGCCUCAACAAAACAAAACAAAAAAACAGCACUGACGUCCCCCGCCACCGCCAUGCCCAAAAGAAAGGCUGAAGGGAAUACUAAAGGAGAUGAAGCCAAGGUGAAGGAUGAGCCACAGAGAAGAUCUGCAAGGUUGUCUGCUAAACCUGCUCCUCCAAAGCCAGAACUGUAGCUUGAGUUUUCCUGCCUGGCCCACAGUCAGGAUAAAUCUCUGCCACCCGCCAGUCCUACAACCGCUCAGACCCGACCAAGUAAACACAGAGACUUAUAUUGGUUACAAACUGUAUGGCCGUGACAGGCUUCUUGCUAACUGUUCUUACAGCUUAAAUUAAUCCAUUUCUAUUAAUCUAUACCUUGCCACGUGGCUUGUGGCUUACCGGCAUCUUCACAUGCUGUUUCUCAUCAUGGUGGCUGGCGGUGUCUCUCUGACUCAGCCUUCCACUUCCCAGUUUUUUCUCCUCUUUGUCCAGCCUAUACUUCCUGCCUGGCCACUGACCAAUCAGUGAUUUAUUUAUUGACCAAUCAGCAACACAUUUGCCAUACAGACCAUCCCACAGCACAGAACCCACGCCUAAAAAGGCCCCUGUAAAGAAGGGGGAGAAGGUCCCCAAGGGGAAGAAGGGGAAAGCCGAUGCUGGUAAGGGUGAGAGUAAUGGAGACACCAAGGCAGACCAGGCACAGAAAGCUGACGGUGCUGGAGACACCAAGUGAGAUGUGUGCAUUUUUGAUAACUGUACUUCGGUUGACUGUACAGUUUGAAAUACUAUUUUUUAUCAAGUUUUAUAAAAAUGCAGAAUUUUGUUUUACUUUUUUUUUAAGCUAUGUUGUUAGCACAUAGAACACUUCAUUGUUGGGGGGGAGGGCGCGGGAGGAACAUGUGUCACUAACAAAAUGUCUCCCAAGCUGGAUUGAUGAUGGCUGAUGUUGGAAAACAUCUUUCCCUGAUGAUUUUGAAAGACUCCUCUUGGCUCUCAGGAGAGACAUCCUGGUGUUGACAUAUGUGCCACCAUGGCACAAAAUGCCUUGUGUGGGAAACUCUAAAUUCAUUUCUGUGUCUUCCUCCCCUGUACCAUCAACAUAGAUUUAACUCCCUUCAAACCAGAGACCUGUUGGAACCUGACCCCCAAAAUUGGUUUUGCCGGUCUAUCAGGCAAUCUCUACUUUGCUGUGGUAUUGUUGUGUCCUCAGAAGAACAGUGGUUCCUUUUAUAAAAGAUUGUGGAUCUUCAGAUUGAUAAUUUUGCCGUGUUUGUUUCAUUUCCUGAAAGUCAGGGUCGGCUUGGGAAAAGUUGUUAAACAACAUCCUCAAUGUGAACUGUCAGCCCUCACUCUAAGCUCUCCCCCUUUUCAAAGCAUCGAAUGAAGACUCAUCAGGUUUUAUAGUGGCUUUCUGAUUUUGGUAGUCUAUACAAGAAGGGAGUUUGGAAGCUCUUGUAUUCUGUUAAUGAUUGUCUGCCCAGGUCUUGCCUGAAAAACCAUGAUUGUUUAUGAAAAGUAUCUUUAAUAAAGCUGGAUACAGUUUGGCCUGGAAAAACAAAACAAAACAACAAAACACCAAGACAAAAAAAAAUGAAAACUAGCCAGACACAGUGGUACCUGCCUUUAAUCCUAGCACCUGAGAGGCAGAGGUAGGUAGAUCUUUAUGAGUUUGAGUCUAGCCCAGUCUACAUAGUAGGUUCUAGGACAGCCAGAGCUACAUAGUGAAAGAGAGGGAGGAAGGGAGAAAGGAAGGAAAGAAGGAAAGAAGGAAGGAAGGAAGGAAGGAAGGAAGGAAGGAAGGAAGGAAGGAAAAGAAAGGACAAAUAAAGAAAGAAAAAUAUUCCAAGGGAAUAAUGAUUUAAGAGUUAACAUUUUCUUUAGAGUAAGGCAAGAAGAGGUUAACAUUAGACAUAGCUUGGCAGGCUCAGAUAAGUGUAUUUUAGAUAGACUACUUAAAAUAUGGCUAUCGCAAAGGAAUGAAAUACUUAGUAAUUAAGAAAACAGUGUGUUACAGAUCAAAAUUGGAAUCAAUGCACCAAUCUACAGACUUUCAUACAGCUCUGUAAAAGUUGCCCUUUUAUCCCAGCUGCUCUGGUUUGUUGGCUACUUGGUGUCCAGAACAGUACUCAUUUCUAGAAACCUCCAGUCUUGGUUUU